Messenger RNA from Penicillium paradoxum, 2586 nucleotides. Its product is annotated as WD40 repeat domain-containing protein. Gene Ontology annotation, molecular function: ubiquitin ligase activator activity; protein binding; anaphase-promoting complex binding. The coding region runs from base 1 to 2586 and encodes 861 amino acids. The transcript has 2 exons. Gene Ontology annotation, biological process: positive regulation of ubiquitin protein ligase activity; anaphase-promoting complex-dependent catabolic process; positive regulation of anaphase-promoting complex-dependent catabolic process. Gene Ontology annotation, cellular component: anaphase-promoting complex. The record is from RefSeq and is a predicted model, not a curated record. NCBI's taxonomy places the organism in Eukaryota, Fungi, Ascomycota, Eurotiomycetes, Eurotiales, Aspergillaceae.
AUGGUAGAUACGCAACGUCAUUCCUUUGAGGAAGCCUCUCCAACAGGCAAUCGCAGAUAUCCAUUGAUUUCACAUUCUCGAUCCGAGUCUUCCAGGGACAGUGGCUCUGUCCAAAUUACUGAAUUUGCAACAAUCAAUUUGCCAUUCUUUGAAACCACCCCGGCUUCUCAAUCAUCAUUGUCCAGGAAACCCAGAGCCCAACCGGUUUUUACGCCCACACUUCGUUACAAAGAGAAUCGAGUCUCAUCUCCACAACGAGGUCGUAGCAGAGUGAGGAGUACUCUAGGUCUGGCAGUACCAAGAAGCUCAUUCCGAAGCCCAAUCUCGCCCGACAGAUUCAUCCCAAGGCGAGACUUUGUGGAACCCACAUCGACAACCUUUCGUGUGACCAAACAUCCACAACGUCUUUUGCCUCAUGAAAAACUGCUUCGACGACUUCCCCCUGGUGAUGAUCCAUUUCUGCCCCCAACUCCACGUAGGAUCCCUGCCACUGGCGGACCCCAUCAGCCCACUCAACUCCAACGAAUUCCGCAUCAUCGGCCUCGUCUGGUCACUGAGCUCACUGUCACAAGCAACAAUAUUUCACACGGCUCUCUGAGACAGGUCAGUUCGGGUGCAGUCUGGAAUGUGGGCGGAGUAUCUGCAGUCCUCGGCGGUUCCCUUAUCACAACGUCUAAUGAUCCAUCGGUCGCCUCGAGCAAUAGCAGUAGAUCAACUGCUCCAAUUUUUGUUGCUCGCUUCUUACCCAAGAAACCCAAAUUCAGUGAAGAUGAGAUACAUGAGGCGAGACUUGCACUUGCUUUGGGAAUUGAUCCGACGAUUAGGCAAUUAGCUACUUGUCUGCCGUGCUUGCACGCUCCCAUCAAUCCAACAUCUCCUGACUAUGAAAGAUUCUCUCCAUUUGUCUGGAAGGAAAGUGACUGGAAGAAAGGCAAAAAGGAGCAUUUGCCCACAUCUCUAGCCAGAAAGGAGAUUGUUCCAGCAAAGCCUUUUCGAAUUCUUGAUGCUCCCUUUCUUCGUGACGACUUCUACUGCAGUACGCUUGCAUAUUCAACAACUUCUGGAAUUCUGGCAGUAGGUUUGGGUCACCAAGUUUAUCUUUGGUCGGAAGGCCGCGGAGUGGAUUAUCCCCCAUUUGCAGACUUACACCACUCUAACUAUGUGACCUCCCUCUCGUUUUCAUCUGAGGACGGCGCAAAAAGUAUCCUUGCAGUAGCCCGUCGGUCUGGUCAACUCUCUCUAUGGAGUACUUUCGAGAAGCAUGUCCGCUUUGAAAUCAGUCAUCCGAGCACCCUCACAUGUGUGGCAUUCAAACCGAGAACAUCACGAAGAGCUUCAGAACGGUUCAUGCAUAUGGAAGUAGAUGCUGAGGAAAUUGUGGCAGGUGAUGAAUUUGGAAACGUCUGGUACUAUUCAGUCGAGUGGUCUAGCAAAGAUGACCAAGCCAGGUGGAAAUGGAACGGGUCCAUGACACUGCUUGCCAAAAUCUGUGCACACACUCAACAAAUCUGUGGACUGGCCUGGUCACCCGAUGAACGGUAUCUCGCCACGGGCGGGAAUGAUAACGCCUGUCUCCUCUUUGACCUUGCUGAGAUUGUUCCACUACAGCCGUUAAAUUACACGGUCUCACCUGUUACACCCCCCGAUUCUCCAAGCAGCUUCAGCCUCGGUGCAUUUCCAUAUAUUGCUAUAGGCACUACAACAAGACGAAUGUUUAGUCGACGAGCUGCUGUUGGUCAACUUCUUCCAUCAUGGGUUACUCCUCCGAUCAAACCUCCGUCCGCAACCACACUUUUAAACCAUACAGGGACUCUGAUCUCCGGUGGUGGACGAACGAUUCUAGUUCCAUUCGGCCGUCAGAAACACCGUCUUAUGCACUCCGCCGCAGUUAAAGCAAUCGCAUUCGCACCAUGGCAGUCAUCUUUGCUCGCGACUGGAGGUGGCACCAAUGACAGAGCUAUACACUUCUAUCACACCCACAGCGGAGCCUGUCUGGCGACGAUCAAUGUUUUUGCACAAGUGACCAGUCUCAUAUGGAGUCAAACUCGACGCGAGAUUGCCGCUACUUUCGGUUAUUCACAGCCAGAACACCCAUUCCGAAUCGCCGUGUUUGCCUGGCCCAGCUGCGCACAGGUAGCUGUCGUUCCCUGGGGGCCCUAUGGCGCCAGCUGGGAUGGUCCUGAUGUUCAACCAAGCUUUGGCUGCGGAAGGGCAUUGUGGGCAGUGAGAUAUCCAGGAAAACUGCCUCAUUGCUUGGAUAUACCCUCUGGUAGAUCGGGCAGUCAGUCUUCUUCAAGCUCGCCCUUAUCCCCAACUUCAUCUCAAGGGCAAGAAGGUCCCAGCCGUAGGCGCAGAACUGGACCCCGGACAGUUACACCCAAAGAGAAAGAAGGUGGAGUAUGGUGCACGCGAACCAAGGAGGAGGGAUGUAUUAUUGUGGCAUCGAGUGAUCAGACUGUCAAGUUCCAUGAGGUCUGGACUGGCAGGAAAACAAGUAUCAGCUCUGCUAGUGGACUUUUUGGCGGAAGCGACAUUCUCGAGGGCCUGGAGGGCAUUGAGAAGUCUGGUGGUGAAGUCAUUCGUUAG